Messenger RNA from Coregonus clupeaformis (lake whitefish), 2350 nucleotides. RefSeq names its product vacuolar protein sorting-associated protein 13C-like. The record is from RefSeq and is a predicted model, not a curated record. Gene Ontology annotation, biological process: mitochondrion organization; protein targeting to vacuole; protein retention in Golgi apparatus. NCBI's taxonomy places the organism in Eukaryota, Metazoa, Chordata, Actinopteri, Salmoniformes, Salmonidae. The transcript has 13 exons. Gene Ontology annotation, cellular component: extrinsic component of membrane. The annotation marks the transcript as partial.
ACGACCUCAUCUUCAAACUUGCCUACUUUGAGAUGAGCUAUCAGUUCUAUAGGAGAGAGAAGCUGAUGUGGACUGUGGUCCGACAUUACAGUGAACAGUUCCUGAAACAGAUGUAUGUGUUGGUGCUGGGUCUGGAUGUCUUGGGGAACCCAUUCGGCCUGAUCAGAGGCCUGUCUGAAGGAGUGGAGGCCUUCUUCUCCGAGCCCUUCCAGGGAGCGGUUCAGGGUCCUGAGGAGUUCGCUGAGGGCUUUGUGAUCGGAGUACGCAGUCUACUGGGGCACACUGUCGGUGGCGCUGCAGGCAUGGUGUCUCGUAUCACGGGGUCAGUGGGUAAAGGACUGGCUGCCAUCACCAUGGAUAAAGAGUACCAGCAAAAAAGACGAGAGGAAAUGAACAGACCUCCCAAAGACUUUGGAGAGAGUCUGGCCAAGGGAGGCAUGGGAUUCUUCAAGGGGGUCGUUGGUGGGGUAACGGGCAUCGUCACCAAACCUGUAGAAGGGGCCAAGAAGGAGGGAGCGGCAGGGUUCUUCAAGGGCAUAGGGAAGGGUCUAGUGGGCGUGGUGGCCAGGCCGACAGGGGGCAUCGUAGACAUGGCCUCCAGCACCUUCCAUGGAAUACAAAGAGGUAACGAAAGGGUGGCAGAGUCGACAGAGGAAGUGACCAAGCUGAGGCCGGUCAGACUGAUCCGAGAGGACGGAAUCAUCAGACCUUACGACCAGGAGGACGCCAAGGGUUAUGACCUAUUCCAGAGGUCAGAGAUCAAGCAGCUGGAAGGAGAGAUCUUCAGAGAACACUGUUUGUACCCUGGACACAAGAAGACCAACAUUAUUGUGACCAACAGGAGAGUGAUGUGUGUGAAGGAGAUAGAGUUUGUGGGACACUUCAACAAAGAGUGGGAGUGUCUGUUUGAGCAUUUCUCAAGGCCUCCACACGUGGAGGGAGGGGACCUGAACAUCUACUGCAAGGAACAGAACAAGCUGAAGAUCCAAAAGAGAGAUGGACAGGAACCAAUGAGAGUGCUGCACCUCAAGUACCCUGCCACUGCCCAGAAACUGUGUGAAGCCAUAGAGCAGGCUCAGUCGGCCCAGAGGCAGCAUCGAAUGGUGAAGCAAAAAUCACAGCGCUUUCUCCGACUGGGAGACAAGCGUUGACGUCAUCACUGCCCGGCAUGAAGUCACCACUGCCCAGCAUGAAGUCAUGAUUACACCAGAAUGAUGUCAUCGCUAGCCAGAAUGAUGUCACCACUGCCCAAAACAAUGUCAUGAUUACCCAGAAUGAUUUCAUGAUUACCCAGCCUGACGUAAUCGCUACUCAGUAUGUCUCCACCACCCAGAAUGAUGUCACCGCUGCCCAGCCCAACACACUGCUACAGUACCGGCCAGUCCAACUCACUGCUACAGUACCGGCCAGCCCAACUCACUGCUACAGUACCGCCCAGCCCAACACACUGCUACAGUACCGGCCAGCCCAACUCACUGCUACAGUACCGGCCAGCCCAACACACUGCUACAGUACCGGCCAGCCCAACUCACUGCUACAGUACCGGCCAGCCCAACUCACUGCUACAGUACCGGCCAGUCCAACUCACUGCUACAGUACCGCCCAGCCCAACUCACUGCUACAGUACCGGCCAGCCCAACUCACAUUUGCACUAAGGAAAAGCCAUGCGUUCGUUAGUGUUUACAGUCCUGUUUACUAAUGAAAGUCACUGCUGCCUUAUGAAAAAAAAUGUCUGAUUUUACUUAUAAAAUAAUGUUGAUAAUAUCUGCAUCAAUGAUAGGAAUGUUGUUGUUUUGGUUUCCACAAUUCCCUCCAGAAUCAAUGAUUGUAAUCAGAUAAGGGUGCAAUAGAAAUGAGAUGAAGGAUCUAUAAAAUGUGUUUUUUGUUUGUCUUUGCUUUCUUUGUAAUGUUUAGAAACGUCUGUUUGAUUUCUGGGGUAAACGAUAGAUGAUCUGACUGCUGUAUUAAUACAGAGGUGAUUAUAUGGACACUGGUAUUGAAAAGUCACUAUUCACUGUUUCUAUAGGUUUAUCUUGUUUUGAGGAAAAAAUGCACUUAACUCUUUAAAUUUUCCUGUUGAUGAACAAUCAUUUUAGCGACAUAAUCUUCAAUCUAUCUUGAAGGGGGUUAAUUUGUAAAGCGUUUAGUUUAUGUACAGUGAUGUACUGUAUGCGUCUACAGUACAGGCUACGGAUGCCAGUGAAGGCUAAAAUGACCAGUGGACUGACAACGAUGUAACGUUACUUUCCAUAUAUGUUGCUGUCAUCUAUACAUUAACAAUGUAUGAGCAUAUUAUGCCGUAAUGGACCCUACUAACCUUUUGGUGGACCAAAUAAAUAAUUGAAUCUCA